This is a messenger RNA of Moneuplotes crassus, 1870 nucleotides long. The record is from the annotation of a GenBank genome assembly. Lineage: Eukaryota; Ciliophora; Spirotrichea; Euplotida; Euplotidae.
UAAAAUGGAUUGUUCCCAAAGUACUGACUACAUGCAUUUUACGGAUAAUUAUAUUGCUCAAACCUUUGUCAAUAAUGACAUUGUGCUUUUCUCUGGUGAAAUCUACAAGAUCAACAGAUAUUGGACCCAGCAGAAAUAGAAUACUUUGCAUCACUUCUAAAUAUGUUAUCAACUUGAAAAGAGAUCGCAGUAAGUUAGACGAGAAUGGUAAACCAGAUCUGGCGGGUUUAUCCAUGAAAAGAAUCAUCAACGUUAAUAGCCUUAGAGCUGUUACUAAAUCAUUAAAUCCUCGCUCUGCUGAGUUCAUCAUUCAUGUCCCGAGUGAGUACGACUACAGAUAUUCUGCUAAAAAUGAUACUAUAAGGGAUGAAAUUAUCAAAGCUUUAAAAUUAGCUUAUCUGACUGAAACUAAAUCUGAUCUUGUAAUAUAUGGAGUUCCAGAUCGUUCUCUUGGAAAGUACACCAAAACUAGCAAAGGCUUUAGGUCAAAUAAUAAAAUCCCAGACGAUAGCUUCCUCUUGCAGGAGGAGAGGCUGGCUAUGGCUUUUGAGAGGAACAACUCAGUAAUCCCUACUUCCGUCAAAACACGCUUGAGUAUUGACUCAGAUGAGUUAGAGAUGCUUCCUUAUGAAGAGAAAGAGGAUUCCAAAAAGAAGAACUCUGUUUAUAAAAAGUCAAACUCAGAUAUGGGAAAUAUUGACACAGACGAAGAGACUCACAUUAAACAUUUUAAAAGGGACGAUGAUUCAGAUGAUUCUCAAGACGAUGAGGAGCAAAAGAUCCUAGAUGAAAUCUCUGAUGAAGAAAAUGAUAUCAGUUUUAACCUAGAUGAUGAAGAUUUCGAUUUCUUCGGUGAAAGAUCUGAAACUAUCUACUCUAAAAAGGAGCAAUAUGGCAACAUCAGUGCUAAAGAUUUUGUACUAAAGAAGUUGUUAAGAAGCACUGAGCAGGGCAAGGUCUAUCUAGCAGAGCAUACAGAAAACAAGAAGCUAUAUGCCCUUAAGAGUAUCAAGAGGGAUAUAUUUGUCAAAAGAUUUAAGACAGUAGAUAUUCUGAAAGAACUCAGUGACCAACUUGACCAUCCCUUUAUCUGAACUAUAGAUUUUGCAAUACAAAAUGAAUUCAGAGUCUAUUUAAUCAGCGAUCUUCUGAAAGGAGGAGAAUUAGCCACAAUCAUUAAGAACAAAACUCUUGAGGAAGAAUGGGUGAGGUUUUAUGCAGCACAACUAGCUCUUGCUUUAGGCUACAUGCAUGAGCACGAUGUUGUUUACAGAAAUCUUAAAACAUCAAAUAUUAUGAUCAGUAGUGAUGGGUAUAUCAAAAUUGGGGAUUUUGACUCUUCUAAAAAGAUGAACAAAAAUGAGAUUAGUGGGAGUAUCUUAAAUCUCUCCGAGUACCAAGCUCCAGAAGUUAUUAAUGACCAACAAUAUGAUCAUACCAUUGACUGGUGGGCUCUUGGAAUAGUCAUGUCACAGAUGCUCUUUUCAGAAAUAAAAUUUGACAAGGAAGGUGUGACAUUUCCCGAAUCAUCCGCUUCAGAAGAAGUGAAAGAUCUCAUCUCAAAAUUAUUGGAAAGAGAUAAAAACAAAAGGCUAGGGGCAGAGAAUGACAAGGAUGAUAUUCUUUCUCAUCAGUUCUUCUCAAGUGUCGAUAUAGAUUCUUUACUGACCAAGACUGCUGAACCUCCUUACAAGCCAUUUAUAAAUCCUAAUGAUCCAUAUUUUGUAUCAAAUUUUAACUCAGAGCUUCUGAAACAACCUCCCCGAGAGAGCGUGAUUGAUAAUGACGAGAAGGAAAGGAUCUCUCGUGAGAUAGAGGAGAUUCUUAAAUAAUCUACUGGUUAUUAUAUUCCUCCCGUAUCAGAUCUGGA